CUCUGCGCUACGGCGGUACAGCCGAGCGAGGCAGACAACGACGGGACGCCAGUGCCGGGGCGAACCGCCGUGUUCUUCGGAGUCGGAGCUACAUCUAUUAUCGUUUUUGGAUAAGACGACGUUCCUUAAAGUUAGAGGAGUGUAGCAGUUGCAGCGUCGAGGGCGAGGCUCGGACUGGAAACCGUAGAGGAAGCGUUUCACUCUGUACUGAAGUCGAAUUGAACUCAGCUCGACUGGAAAUGCACGACUGUCGAACCGACGAGAGCAAACUGGAUGUUUUCGACCGCAGCUGCAAGGGAAGUUUUUGUUUUUGAGCGACGGUGUAAAUGGUGUAGCGAUACAUAUAUGUCAGCUCGUUUUGCAAGCUAGCUAGUAGCUGCGUUAGCAGUUGGGUCCGACCUCCAACUUUGUUUUGAUGAUGCCUGGAUCAUGUUCAGCAACAGGUAGCCUUUUCUGAACCUCUCAAAUACGCGCCAAACAAGCGUACAGUCGAAGCAGGCUACUGUUUGGAUGACGGCUCGGGUUUGUGUUGUCGAUUUCUCCUAACGAUGUCGUCUGAGGAAUCAGUCUUUCCCACAAACCCACCGAUCAUGUUGGAUUAUGAUGAGGAAUAGCAGCGGUGGACGAGUGAAGGAACCGAGUCUUUAAUUCUCAUGUGAAGAUUGGGAAGGAAAAUCUGUCAUAAAUAGAGCUCAUUGGAUUCGAGUCUGAAGUCUCCACGGGUUCAUGCAUCAAAAUGUCGGCCAUUUACGAAUCCGAGAAAGUGGACGGGUUUACGAGGAAGUCCGUGAGGAAGGCCCAGAAGCAGAGGAAGCCGCAGGGUUCGUCCCAGUUUCGCACCCAGAGCGCACCAGUGGAGCUCUCCCCACUGCCGCAGCUCAAAGAUGCCUCAUCUACUGAGCAGCAGGAACUCUUCACGCAGAAACUCCAGCAGUGCUGCAUGCUGUUUGAUUUCCUGGACUCCGUCACAGACCUGAAGAGCAAGGAGAUCAAGAGAGCCACUCUGAACGAGCUGGUGGAAUACGUGUCCACCAACCGUGGUGUCCUGGUAGAACCUGCGUACCCUGAGAUCACCAAUAUGAUCAGCACCAACAUAUUCCGGACUCUGUCCCCGAGCGACAACCCAGAUUUCGACCCUGAGGAGGACGAACCCACGCUCGAGGCUUCGUGGCCCCACAUGCAGCUUGUGUACGAGUUCCUUCUGCGCUUUUUGGAGAAUCCAGACUUCCAGCCAAGCAUCGCUAAGCACUACAUCAACCAGAAGUUCGUUCUCCAGCUCCUGGAGCUGUUUGACAGUGAGGAUCCGAGGGAGAGGGACUUCCUGAAGACGAUCCUGCACAGGAUUUAUGGAAAGUUCCUGGGACUCAGGGCUUUUAUCCGGAAGCAGAUCAACAACAUUUUCUUGCGGUUCACCUACGAGACCGAGCACUUCAAUGGAGUCGCCGAACUUCUGGAAAUACUUGGGAGCAUCAUCAACGGCUUCGCUCUGCCUCUGAAAGCCGAGCACAAACAGUUCCUGAUGAGGGUUCUCAUCCCACUACACACGGCCAAGGGACUGGCACUCUUCCAUGCCCAGCUGGCUUAUUGUGUGGUCCAGUUUCUGGAAAAGGAUCCGACACUUACUGAACCGGUAAUCCGUGGUCUGCUCAAGUUUUGGCCCAAAACCUGCAGUCAAAAAGAGGUGAUGUUCCUGGGUGAAAUUGAAGAGAUUCUGGAUGUCAUCGAGCCGACCCAGUUCAAGAAGGUCCAGGAGCCCUUGUUCAAGCGGAUCUCAAAGUGUGUGUCCAACCCGCACUUCCAGGUGGCGGAGCGAGCGCUCUACUUCUGGAACAACGAGUACAUUCUCAGCCUCAUCGAGGAAAACCUCGACAAGAUUCUACCCAUCGUCUUCAGUAGCCUGUACAGGAUCUCCAAAGAGCACUGGAACCCGACGAUUGUGGCGCUGGUCUACAAUGUGCUGAAGACCUUGAUGGAGAUGAACAGCGCCCUCUUUGACCAACUCACCUCGUCCUACAAAGCUGACAAGCAAAGGGAGAAGAAAAAGGAGCAAGAGAGGGAGGAGCUGUGGAGGAAGCUGGAGGAGCUGCAGCUCAACAACACCACCCUGGUGGUCAACAACCGCCACGCCAUGCUCCAGCACAACAACAACAACAACAGUAAUAAUAAUAAUAAUAAUCAGGAUAGUGACGGCUCCGCUGAUGGAUCUGUGGCCGACGAUGCCGCGGCAGCAGCUGAUGCUGACACAAGUGCCAAAUGACACUGGUUGUUCCCCGUUAGCAAAACAAAUCCCACCUCAGCAGUAUGUUAAGAUUGAAACUCAUAAAAAAAAUGAUUCUCUGGAUGUUACACUUGACUGGUAUUAUGACACGCAGGAAGGAGAGGAAUGUUUAAACGAUGACUUGAAUCCAAUGUUUCCAAUCGUGCUGCACUUCGCUGUCGUUUGUUUUGACUCUCAUCGCUGCCCUCGCUCUGGUGGACGCCUGAUGUUGUUCCGGAGGAUUCGGCUCAAACAGGACCAGAGUUUCGGAGACUUUCCAGGGGAGGCUGCAGACCUAAGGGCUUAUCAGGAGCAGCUAAGGAAUAGCCUGCGGCCAAAACUCAAACCGUUUGAUAAUCUCUGAAGCCGAUGGAGUAGAUUGUGUAGAUCACUUAGUUUUAAUGUUCCCUUUGUGUUGCAGGUGUCGGUUCUCGUAUUUAUCACCUCUGUUAGCGACCCCUGCGUGGAUAGUAUGGACGAGGAGUUUCCAGAGUUAAAUGAUAUUUAUUCUGUCGACGCUACUCUUAGCAUUGUUAGCGUAGCAUUCUAACCACCGGAUGUUAAGUGUGGAAUUAGUGCCAAAUUGUGUGUGUAAUUCUUCACUUAUGACUCGAAAAGAUUUCCGCUAAGCUGCUAACUGUAGCGUUCUCCAGUCUGUUUUGCCGACAGGAAAUAUAGUGCGUGUAUUUUUCCAUUGCCGUUUCUCUAAAGUAGGCCGAAGAAAGCAACAGUAUUUUUUCAGCGCAUAGCAAAAGAAAAUAUUUUCUUAAACAUUUUUUUUUUCAGAUGGAAUUCCGAGGGUUUGACUGUAUAUUUUGUCAGGUGAAUAUAUUCGUGCAGCGUGGACGCUACUUAAAGGGAAACGCCACUCACACUGGGUCGUUCUGGAGGGACGACGUCCUGGACGUUUUAGAUAUGGAAGUGAAAGUGGCGGAAGGAUCUGUGGUCACGACAAGAGGAGCUUCAGAUGUCCCGUCUUCUGGUCCACUGUCGUCCGUCAAGUUUGUAAUCGUCUCUCUCGAUGCCUUUUUCUUGUUCCAACAGCAUUCCAAUCUCUGUGCGUGGGUUUUUGUAAUCGCAGAUCCUACUUGGACCAUCAAAUAAAAUUUGCUCUAUCUUUCUACUGAGUCACCACAAGUGUUUUCAUUGCCCUCUCUCUCUCACUGAUAUGCCAGGGGUUCUUAACCUUUUUGAUCUCGGGGCCCACCUUUUCCAGAAAAAAAUGGGUCCGGGACCCAUUCAAGAUGUAGAACUGUGGUUACUGAUUUCUGAUGUCAGAAUUACCGAUUUAAUGUGUGUUCGAUAACCAUCCAUGUAAACAAACCGAAACCUUGUGAAAUGGCAUGAAACCAUGUGAUCAGUGCAAAGAUAUUUGUCAUUGAAAAGUCCAACCAGCAGCAGAACCGGGUUCAGGUUCAUGUUCGUCAAAUUUACUAAAGG
This is a messenger RNA of Synchiropus splendidus (mandarinfish), 3697 nucleotides long. RefSeq names its product protein phosphatase 2, regulatory subunit B', alpha isoform (gene ppp2r5a). Bases 737 to 2257 code for a protein of 506 amino acids. Lineage: Eukaryota; Metazoa; Chordata; Actinopteri; Syngnathiformes; Callionymidae. The record is from RefSeq and is a predicted model, not a curated record. Gene Ontology annotation, biological process: protein dephosphorylation; signal transduction. The transcript has 13 exons. Gene Ontology annotation, molecular function: protein phosphatase activator activity. Gene Ontology annotation, cellular component: protein phosphatase type 2A complex; nucleus; cytosol.